CUGGAGCCGUCGUUUUCCUCCGUGCCUUCCCGGGCUGAGGGAGGGGCAGGGCGCGCGCGCGCGUUUCAAGGGGGCGAGCGCCCCCCUUUGGCGCGGGCUCGGCUCCGGGAACAGACUUGGGUGGGGGGGGGUUUGUCUCCUGCCGGAGGGGGCGAGGCGUUUUGUCUGCCCGAGAGCCCGCUGAAGUUUGCUCGCCGUAGAGAACUUCGCCGGAGCGCCCAGCCCUGCCCUGCCCCGUGCGCGCCCGGAGUGCAGGCUGGAUCCUAACCAACUGGAUUGACUUGGAAGGGUACAUGAAAAGGUGGAGGGCGCAGAGGAGUCUUCAGGUGAGCCAUAUUGACAUUAGCAGGAAAUCCAUCUUGUGUGUCUCAUACUUCUGAGCAAAGAGGCCAAACAUGUCGGGAGUCAAGAGGACAAUCGAUGAGAUGGAUCCAGACUAUGAGGAGAUCUCAGUUGUACAUACAAAUAAACACCACAAAGCAUCUGAACAAUCAGCUCGAGAUGCUGCAGUACAGAAGAUUGAAGCGAUCGUCAAAGAGCAGUUUUCAGUAGAAAUGAAGAAUAAAGAACAUGAGAUUGAAGUCAUAGAUCAGCGCCUUGUUGAAGCAAGAAGAAUGAUGGAUAAAUUACGUGCUUGCAUUGUUGCAAACUAUUAUGCUUCUGCUGGUCUCCUUAAAGUUGGAGAGGGAAACAAGACCUGUGACCCUAUGGCUUUUAACCAUCCGUCCAUCAAGAAAUUUUUGGAAUCUCCAUCCAGAUCAUCCUCACCAGCUAAUCAGGGGUCAGAAACCCUGUCAGUUAACCAUUCGGAGAGUGAAUCGUCUCAGCACACAGACUACUUAAUGGGAAGGGACAAUGGUAACCCGGAGGCAGAAGAGAGAUUGUCAAAUAAAUUCAACCAGAGACUGAGCAAGAAUUCUGGGCAGAGCACUUCUGGUGUUGCAAAAGAUCGCAAAGUGGGGCUCAGGAUUACUGGUCUCUCCAAUGAGGAACAUUCACGUCUGUUUGUAAAGAAAACCAUCGUGGUUGGCAAUGUCUCCAAAUAUAUUCCUCCUGAUAAGAGAGAAGAGAAUGACCAGUCCACUCACAAAUGGAUGGUGUACGUACGAGGAUCCCGACGGGAGCCCAGCAUCGACCAUUUUGUGAAGAAAGUCUGGUUCUUUCUUCAUCCCAGCUACAAGCCUAAUGAUCUUGUUGAAGUCAGAGAGCCUCCUUUCCACCUGACCAGACGGGGCUGGGGAGAGUUUCCUGUGCGGGUUCAGAUUCACUUUAAGGAUAGCAGGAACAAAAGGAUUGAUAUCAUACACAAUCUGAAGUUGGAUAGAACAUACACCGGUCUGCAGACACUUGGUGCUGAAACGGUUGUGGAUGUUGAGCUGCAUCGGCAUUCGCUUAAAGAAGAAUAUAUCUUCUCUCAGUCAUCAGAUUCUGAUCUUUCUGAUGCCCCUAGUUCAUUGCAUUUGCCAUUAAAUAUGCCAGCACCUGUGAAAGCAUCUUCACCAAAGCAAACACGUGAAUCCAUUACAGAUGCAACUGUUGAAAAAGGGUUCGGCAGUGAAGCUGAAAGACAUACAACCUUUUAUUCCCUGCCAUCAUCUGUAGAACGGACUCCCACUAAGCUCACGACCCAAAAAGUUGCUUUUGGCUCUCAUGGCAACUCAGCUUUUCAGCCUAUUGCAGCCAGCUGCAAAAUUGUGCCCCAAGGCCGAAUACCAAGUCCUGCUGAAUCUCCAGGCAAGUCUUUCCAGCCCAUCACCAUGAGCUGCAAGAUUGUAUCAGGGUCUCCCAUAUCGACCCCAAGUCCUUCACCGUUGCCUCGCACUCCGACUUCCACUCCAGUGCACAUGAAGCAAGGAACUGCUGCCCCUACAGUCAGUAAUCCAUAUGUUAUUGUUGACAAGUCUGCCCAAGCAGCUGGUAUUGGAGCCACAACUACAGGUAGCCCUGCAAGCAAGGUGACCAGUAUUUCCCAAGCCUCUCAUGGAACCGGGUGUCCUGUCUCAAAAAUCCAUGGAAGCAGUUUUGUAACCUCUGCUGUCAAGCAGGAGGACUCGCUCUUUGCAACCAUGCCCCCCUUGUGUCCAAUUGGGAGUCACUCCAAGGUACAAAGCCCUAAAUCUGUGACAGGAGGACCUGGAACAUUUACAAAGGUCAUAAUUAAGCAAGAACCUGGAGAAGUUCCCCAGCAGGCACCAGCACCGGCAACUGGAACAGCCUCUCAAACGCCAGUACAACAAUAUGUCACCGUGAAAGGGGGCCAUGUGAUUUCUUUGUCACCCCAGAAGCAGAUUGUGAGCACAGGAGAGGGUUCCACGUCGUCUAAGAUUGUUAGUGUUCCAGUCGGGUCUGCUUUACCCACAUCCGUCAAGCAAGCCGUGGCUAUUGGUGGUGGACAGAUACUAGUGGCAAAAUCCAGCCCUUCAGUAGCAAAGGUGGUUGGUGGAAAACAGGUUGUAACCCAAGGAGUAGCAAAGGCCAUUGUUAGCAGUGGUGGAGGGACCAUCGUUGCCCAGCCUGUGCAGACGUUGACAAAAGCACAGGUUCCAUCAACAGGAGUUCCAAAGAGUGGACCCCAAGGCUCAGUAAUGGCAACAUUACAGUUACCAGCCACUAACUUGGCCAACUUGGCGAAUCUGCCUCCUGGCACUAAACUGUACCUUACCACAAACAGCAAGAACCCCUCUGGAAAAGGAAAACUGCUGCUCAUACCUCAAGGAGCCAUUCUGCGAGCUACGAAUAAUGCCAAUCAACAGUCGGGCUCUUCAACGAGUGGAGGUGGAGGAACCCAAAGCACAAGCACUGGCUUAUCUCAGCAUCUCACUUACACCUCCUACAUCCUCAAACAAACACCUCAGGGCACGUUUUUAGUUGGGCAGCCAUCUCACCAGAGUUCUGCAAGACAAGCGACAUCAGGAGCAGUGGUCCAAGGCAAUGCAGCUGCUGGAGCAUCGUCUUCACAAGGACACCAGGCUCUUAAAGUAAUAACGGGACCCAAAACAGCUGCCUUAUUUGCACAGGCAGCUUCCAGUGGACAAGCUUCAUUAAUGAAAAUAUCGGACAAUACUCUGAAGUCUUUACCAGCAUCAUCUCAGCUCUCAAAACCUGGCACCACUGUGCUAAGAGUAUCUGGUGGGGUGAUCACUGCAGCAACAACAUCAGCUGUGACUCUUCCAUCCAAUGGAGUUGCUCAGGGAGACAAUGCAGGCUCUAGUUCAUCUCCGGCUGCAGGCCCUGCAGUGAAGGCAUCUGGGCAGCAGCACCCGGUUCCUGCUCACUCUGGACAGGCAGCAUCUGCUGUGCCUAAUAAAACAGGCACAUCUGCAGUUGUAAGCAUUGCUUCCUGGGUGACCGCCCCAGCUCCAGUUUCUGGGAAAACAGCAGUAUCAGGGUUGUUAAAGAUCCACUCCAGUCAAAACAGCCCACAACAAGCAGUUUUGACAGUGCCUAGUCAACUUAAACAGCUUGGAGUGAGUGCAGCUUCUGGAGGAGUCCAGACUAUAUUGAUGCCAGUGAACAAAGUGAUACAGUCGCUUUCUUCCAGCAAGGUGUCUGCUGUUACACAGAUUUCAACUCCAGCAGUUCUUCCAAGCCCUUCUACAGUGACUGUUCCAAAAGUUAAGCUAGAGCCUGAUUCUGCACUACAGAGCUGCAGUUCUCUGACCUCCCAAGAAAGUCAGGUGACAGUAAAAACAGAGGAAAGUUCCGAACUUGGAAACUACGUCAUUGGGACAGAAUAUUUAGACAACCUUCAGCAACUUUUGACAGCAAUUGUGAAGAAAGUUCCAUUAAUUGCUGAGAGAACUGAAGAUGGCAAUUUUUUCUGUGCCAGUUCUGUGGAACAAUAUUAUGGCUGGAAUAUUGGAAAACGGAGAGCUGCGGAGUGGCAGCGAGCACUGACAAUAAAGAAGAUCCUCCAAGAACUCAUAGAAAAAUACCCCAAAUUUCACAGCAUUAGUCCUCUAAAAACCAAGCAGGUUGUCCAUUGGUGUCGUUCUCAUGGUUAUACGCCACCUGACCCAGAAGCAAUUAGGAAUGAAGAUUCUAUUGAAGAUGUACUGACACAAAUAGAUAGUGAGCCAGAAUGCUCAUCCACUUACACCACGGGGGAAGAGCUAUGUCACAAGCUUGAAGAGUUGGAGCGGUUCCUCAAGCAGGAGCCAGACCAUGAUGAGGAAGUCGAUAUCCUCAGCAUUACUGAGCCUCUGAAAAUAAACAUUAAAAAAGAACAGGAGGAGAAACAAGAGGAGGCAAAGUUCUACUUGGCACCACAGCCUACAUCAGAGUUUGUACGCGAGACAGUACGACAGAUAGGAAUUCCCUUGCAGCCUGUAGAGCUGCACAAGAACAUCUACGCAUCAGUCGUGGAAGAUAUGAUUUUAAAGGCUACAGAACAGCUGGCAAGUGACGUACUAAGAGAAGCGUUGGCCAUUGGCUACCAGGCAACUCCUCACAACAGGAUUCCAAGCGAGAUCACAGUGAUGAAUAUUCAUCAAGCUAUCUGUAACAUUCCCUUUUUGGACUUCCUCACAAACAAGCAUAUGGGAAUACUGAAUGAAGAGCAAUGAUCUGAACUGAAUCGCAGCAUGAAUACUACAAUCAAGAUGUUAAUGCUGUUCUACUUCAUGCAGAGACAUAUGUUUAGUGUUAGAGACUGGUGACCUUGAAUGCUAUAAAUUAAUAUUUCAAAUAUGAAAAAAAGAUUGAAAAUGUUUUUUUUAAUUAAUCCUUUUCCAAAAAAGUAUAAUCCCCCCCAAGAUAAAAUCUGUUCCAGAUUCAGCUGCCAUAGGAGGAAGGACUCAGUGAAAUCAGGCAGCUCAGUUUUGAAUUUACUGAACUCUUGUUCAUAAGUCAGUUUGCUGUGAUAGUUAUACAUCAGAUUGUGGCCUAAAUUACUGGGGUCCUGGUUCAGCACAGAGUUGCACAGUGCUUCAUUAAGCAUUAAUUAGUGCUUCAUUAAUCUAGUAGCUACAGAUUCCCAUCGGAGGUUACUUGCCUCUGACGUUCAAAUGAAACACACAGUUAUAGACAAUGGACUGAUUGAGAUGUAAUGUUGAAUCAUAAUAUAGUAUUACAAGAAUGAGCUAAGUCUCAUUGCCUUUAGCCCAGCCUCAUGUGCUCCCCUACUCUCACUCUCUCCCCACCCCAGGAGGUCAGAAACUCAGUUCAUAAAAAUGUAAAAAUUAGGUUGGAUCAAACUAGAAGUCUCUCAGGUCCAUUAGUCACUCCACAGUGGCCCACUGGACACCAGUGGGACAGAAAUGCAACAGCAUACAGUACGUCUGCUCAAGUACCCUAGCAACUGCUACAGAGGGUCAUUUUGUAGUUUCUAAUAUUGGAAGGCAACACCCGCUGUUUUAAUUAACUGCAUGUUGCAUGAAUCCUGAUAAACUGGGGGUAACCAUAACUAGAGUUAGUGGGAGGGGAAGCCAAUUUCAAAUUAUAAUUUAUAAUUUGUAGAUAUGUCUUCUGCCCAUUAACGAUGGUUAAGAUUUGCCAUUGUUGAGAGUCCAGGUGACACACUGAACUGGUUAAGCUGUACUGGAAAAAGAAAUUAGUAUUUUUGCGGCUUCACGAUAUUAUGCAACAGGGAACACAAAAGCUGAAGAGGCAGCUAAGAUUUUUCCCCCAGGCUUUUCUGAAUCUUACCAAUUAUUAACUUAAGAUGAUUCCACAGAAGGGUACCAUUUUUUUAAUUAUUAUUAUGGCUGUAGAUAAUAACACAGGACAGAGUGUUUGGAGACUGUUUGGAGGGCUAAGCACAUGCUUACCCAAGAUGAUGAAUAAUAUGAAAUUGGACUUUAUAAGAAAGUGGUGGCGUUACUCUACAUGCCACUUGCCCAGUUUGUCUCUUACAUUACGAGAAUGAAUGUUCUAUUUCUUAUUUUUUUCUUGUGGCCACCACUGACUUUACUUUGCCAGCAAAAUAAUAAUAAUUACAUGCUGCCAAGUCAAUUCUCAUUUAUGGCUGCCCUUUCCAGUAUUUCCCUUAUUUUGGCUCAGUCUUUUCGAUGUUCAGUUUUGCCUGCUGAUUUUAAUAUCCUUCAUAGUAAAGCACUAUUCCAAAUCCUAAUCUGAAUUCCUUAAAGGAAUUAAUUAACCCACAUUAAAAUAAACAAUUGGAACAUUGUCCUUUUGCUAAGAGAAAGUGUGUCCUUCAAGAUACGCCAGUUUCCACAUGCAUGACUCUUAGUAUUAUUACAGGAUUAGGAAUUCAUAAUAUUUAAAAUGGUAAUGAAUUAAUAAAUAAAUCUGAAAAUAAACAUCAGCCCACUUAACCCAUGUGGUUACUACCCAUACAUGGCUUCUUUAUUGUUCUUAUUCUAUGUUUGCUUUACUCAGAAGUAAGUAACGGAGGGAGCGCUACCCUUCCCUCGCAGUCUGCCUCUAUCCCCAUGUGUAUUACACUCUCUGAGGUUUACUUGUUAGGAAAACAAAGAUAGAAAGAGACCUGCAUAACAUUAUAUAGUAAAUUGACUCCAUUAGCAUUUAACUUGCCUUCCUAACAGCAACUGGUAACAUUUUUAGAGUCUGAGAAAGUUAUUUUUGAACUACACCUCUUAAAAGUCCCAGCCAGCCAGGUUUUGCUAGCUAUGGGAUUCUGAGAGGUAUAUUCCCCAAAAAGUAUCUCUCCCAAGCUUGCAUUUUACUGUUGCACCUUUUCUCAAUUAGGUCCUUUUCUUUUCCAGAAAUCUGAAAUUAACAUAGUAUUUUUGAAAUCAGUAUUAAUCUAUCCUGAUGAAUUAAAGUAGCCAUUUCUCAGUGGAAGAUCCACCCCAUCAAAAUAUAAAAUGCUUCAGGUUUUAUUUUGAUUUGUACAAACCUUUCCUUCGUAUGAAAAUGAACAUGUGAUUCACUGAGAAAUGAAUGUGUGAUUGUCUAGCCAUUACCGUGGAGUGUUUUUUGCAACAUGUCUUGGCAAUUUAAAAAAGGAGCCUGCUUUCACGCAUGCAGGCUGCUUUUGCAGAAUUAAGAGUAACCCUUUUCAGAUGAACUGAAGAAUACAUUUUUCCAAAGAAUCCUUUAUCCUAAACACUCUGCAUCAUUUGUAUUAUAAUGUAUAAAUCGUGUAAUAUACCGUACAUUUACAAUAAAUUUUCUUUGU
This is a messenger RNA of Pogona vitticeps (central bearded dragon), 7102 nucleotides long. RefSeq names its product YEATS domain containing 2 (gene YEATS2). The record is from RefSeq and is a predicted model, not a curated record. Gene Ontology annotation, biological process: regulation of DNA-templated transcription. NCBI's taxonomy places the organism in Eukaryota, Metazoa, Chordata, Lepidosauria, Squamata, Agamidae.